UUCACAGAGUGACUCUGUCCCGCAAGAGUAACGGUAGCAGGUGUAGGUACCAGCAACGAGUGCUAGCAGAGCAAGAGAAAAAAAGAACCCCAUAACAGCAGAAACGGCAAAAUGAAUCAACCCGUCAGUUGUUUACCCGUGACAGCCACAAAAAUGUCGAAGGCGAAGAAAGUGCUGGAUGAGGCCCGCGAGACCCAAAAUCGGGAAAUUGACCUGGUGGACAAGGCCAUUUCCACCUUCGAGGAACUGCCCGGAUUGCUGAAUAUGGUAUUCGUGACCCGGAUUACAUUGAGUCACAAUAAGCUUAAAACUGUUCCGCCAGGCAUCGCGAAUCUAAUCAAUUUGGAAAUUCUGAACUUGUCCAAUAACUAUCUGGAAGAGCUUCCACUGUCUCUGUCGUCGAUGCCAAAGCUGAGAAUUUUGAACUGCUCUAUCAAUCGUUUGAGCACGCUACCGCGAGGAUUCGGGGCAUUUCCGGUACUAGAGGUACUCGAUUUGUCGUACAACAAUUUGAAUGAGAAGAUUUUACCAGGGAACUUUUUCAUGAUGGAUUCGUUACGUGCAUUGUAUUUGGGAGAUAACGAUUUUGAAUUUUUGCCACCAGAGGUGAAAAAUUUGAAAAAUCUACAAAUUCUUGGACUCCGGGAUAACGAUCUACUGGAGCUGCCGCGUGAAAUUGGCGAACUGACCCGCAUCCGCGAGUUGCACAUCCAGAACAAUCGACUAACCGUGCUGCCGCCGGAGAUAGCCAAUCUGGAUCUGCUGGGGCAAAAGUCCGUGCUCAAAAUGGAAGAAAACCCCUGGGUUACGGCGAUUGCCGAACAGUAUAUGGUCGGCAUCAGCCACGUGCUCGAAUACAUCAAGACCGAAGCUUACAGAAUUUUAUACAAUCGAUAUAUUUCCGCCGGAAAGUCGGGCAAUGUACCGCCCAAGGUGGAUAAAAGCAAGAAAGCGUCUCGUGCUCGAUCAUAAUUGAAAAAUGACACCAUAACUGAGUAUUGAUUGUUCUCAACAUAUUUAAUAGGCCAUCGUAGUCUUCCAAAUCACUUAAAAGUAAUACAUUUGCGGAAUUAAUUCAUUAUGUAUGAUUCCUUAAUUCUUCUAAUAUUAGUUGAGCUAAUCUUUAGCUAUUUAGCAAUUUACUGCUUUAUGAACCAUUUAACAUCGUGUAAUAAAAUUUUAGAAUACCUAACAGUAGGAUCGUGCCUUAAAGUAUAACAUGUGCAUUAUGCAUCUAAUGUGCCGUUGAAUGUUUUAUAAAUAAAUGUUAUUACUUUUACUAAUAACUUAUAAGUGCAAAAAAUAAAUGAAGAAAACUCAUCUUAACAUA
This is a messenger RNA of Armigeres subalbatus, 1330 nucleotides long. RefSeq names its product ras suppressor protein 1 (gene ics). The coding region runs from base 112 to 972 and encodes 286 amino acids. The record is from RefSeq and is a predicted model, not a curated record. Gene Ontology annotation, molecular function: protein binding. NCBI's taxonomy places the organism in Eukaryota, Metazoa, Arthropoda, Insecta, Diptera, Culicidae. The transcript has 6 exons.